CCGGCUGCAAGCUGAGCGGAGCGGCGCGGAGGGCGCGACCGGCGGUCGGGGCGCAGCCUUCGGGGGCUCCAGUCCGCGCGCCAGGGCGCGGGUAGCACCGCGGGCCCCUCGGGCAGGCCCGGGCUCGGGGCGCCGGGACCAUGGCGCUGCGCGCCCGGGCGCUGUACGACUUCAGGUCGGAGAACCCGGGCGAGAUCUCGCUGCGGGAGCACGAGGUGCUGAGUCUGUGCAGCGAGCAGGACAUCGAGGGCUGGCUCGAGGGAGUCAACAGCCGCGGCGACCGCGGCCUCUUCCCAGCCUCGUACGUGCAGGUGAUCCGCGCCCCCGAGCCCGGCCCGGCGGGCGACUGCGGCCCCGGCGCUCCCGCCCGCUACGCCAAUGUGCCGCCGGGCGGCUUCGAGCCCCUGCCCGCUGCGCCUCCCGCCUCUUUCAAGCCUCCACCCGACGCCUUUCAGCCGCUGCUGCAACCGCAGCAGGCGCCGCCACCGAGUACCUUCCAGCCGCCGGGCGCGGGCUUUCCGUACGGCGGGGGCGCCCCGCAGCCGUCGCCCCAGCAGUUCUACGGCGGCUACCAGGCCAGCCAAGGCAGCGACGAUGACUGGGACGAUGAGUGGGACGACAGCUCCACGGUGGCCGACGAGCCGGGCGCGCUGGGCAGCGGCGCGUACCCGGACCUGGACGGCUCGUCGUCGGCGGGCGUUGGCGCGGCGGGCCGCUACCGCCUGUCCACGCGCUCCGACCUGUCGCUGGGUUCGCGCGGCGGCUCCGCGCCCCCGCAGCACCACCCGUCGGGGGCCAAGAGUUCGGCCACCGUGAGCCGCAACCUCAACCGCUUCUCCACCUUUGUCAAGUCGGGCGGGGAGGCCUUCGUGCUAGGCGAGGCAUCGGGUUUCGUGAAGGAUGGGGACAAGCUGUGCGUGGUGCUAGGGCCAUACGGCCCCGAGUGGCAGGAGAACCCCUACCCCUUCCAGUGCACCAUCGACGACCCUACCAAGCAGACCAAGUUCAAGGGCAUGAAGAGCUACAUCUCCUACAAGCUGGUGCCCACGCACACGCAGGUGCCAGUGCACCGGCGCUACAAGCACUUCGACUGGCUGUACGCGCGCCUGGCUGAGAAGUUCCCGGUCAUCUCCGUGCCCCACCUGCCCGAGAAGCAGGCCACCGGCCGCUUCGAGGAGGACUUCAUCUCCAAACGCAGGAAGGGCCUGAUCUGGUGGAUGAACCACAUGGCCAGCCACCCGGUGCUGGCGCAGUGCGACGUCUUCCAGCAUUUUCUGACUUGCCCCAGCAGCACCGAUGAGAAGGCCUGGAAACAGGGCAAAAGGAAGGCCGAGAAGGAUGAGAUGGUGGGCGCCAACUUCUUCCUGACCUUGAGCACGCCCCCUGCCGCCGCCCUCGACCUGCAGGAGGUGGAAAGCAAGAUCGACGGCUUCAAGUGCUUCACCAAGAAGAUGGACGACAGCGCCCUGCAGCUCAACCACACUGCCAACGAGUUCGCACGCAAGCAGGUGACAGGCUUCAAGAAGGAGUAUCAGAAGGUGGGCCAGUCCUUCCGCGGCCUCAGCCAGGCUUUCGAGCUGGACCAGCAGGCCUUCUCGGUGGGCCUGAACCAGGCUAUCGCCUUCACCGGAGAUGCCUACGACGCCAUCGGCGAGCUCUUCGCCGAGCAGCCCAGGCAGGACCUGGACCCAGUCAUGGACCUGUUAGCGCUGUAUCAGGGGCACCUGGCCAACUUCCCGGACAUCAUCCAUGUUCAGAAAGGAGCUCUUACCAAAGUGAAGGAGAGUAGGCGACACGUGGAAGAAGGGAAGAUGGAGGUCCAGAAGGCCGAUGGCAUUCAAGAUCGCUGUAACACUAUUUCUUUUGCCACUUUGGCUGAAAUUCACCACUUUCAUCAAAUUAGAGUGAGAGACUUUAAAUCACAAAUGCAGCAUUUCUUACAACAACAAAUAAUAUUUUUCCAAAAAGUGACCCAGAAGUUGGAAGAAGCUCUUCACAAAUAUGACAGUGUUUAAUGACCGGACAUUGGAUCGUGGACAGUUCAAGGAUGAUUUCUCAGCAGAAUAAAAACUGCUAUCAAAGAGCUAUUGCCAACUAUCAGUGGUGGUACAAGGAUAGUUUUGUGAAAACUAUUCAGCUGAAACCCAGCUGAAUAUAUAAUUGUGUAGGAGAGAAACAGUUAAUAUGGUUAUAUAAUAGCAACAGUACCACACAUUGUAACUAAAUUAUACUAUGUAUACCUACACUACCAUUGUAACUUUUGGAAUAGUGAUUAUACGAUUUGCCUUAUUGCUUUUUGAAGUAUGGGUCUUUUAAUGCAUACUUUGUAGACCUCAAAACCAUGAAGGGUCUCAAAGAAGCUGGCUAGAUAAAAGCCUGCUGUGGAUGCCUUUUUAUUCUCACUGAUUGGGAUUACCUAAAUUCAGUCUGUUCUCUGUUUACAAACUCCAACUAGAGCAGCUAUGCGACUUUGUGCCUUUAGACUCUGGUUUUUUCAUUUCUGCCCCCCAUCCCCCUUAAGUAAGCCACGGCUUUUCUGGUUGAAAGAAUGAAUGGCCAGUGCAUAUGAUGACAAACUGAUGAAAACCUC
Messenger RNA from Castor canadensis (American beaver), 2590 nucleotides. It is a transcript of the gene Snx18, whose product is annotated as sorting nexin 18. Gene Ontology annotation, molecular function: protein binding; phosphatidylinositol binding. Lineage: Eukaryota; Metazoa; Chordata; Mammalia; Rodentia; Castoridae. The record is from RefSeq and is a predicted model, not a curated record. Gene Ontology annotation, biological process: endocytosis; plasma membrane tubulation; endosomal transport. Gene Ontology annotation, cellular component: plasma membrane; cytoplasmic vesicle.